This is a messenger RNA of Perognathus longimembris pacificus (Pacific pocket mouse), 3420 nucleotides long. RefSeq names its product NLR family pyrin domain containing 14 (gene Nlrp14). Gene Ontology annotation, molecular function: protein binding. Gene Ontology annotation, cellular component: cytoplasm. Gene Ontology annotation, biological process: regulation of inflammatory response. NCBI's taxonomy places the organism in Eukaryota, Metazoa, Chordata, Mammalia, Rodentia, Heteromyidae. The record is from RefSeq and is a predicted model, not a curated record. The transcript is spliced from 11 exons. The coding region runs from base 1 to 3420 and encodes 1139 amino acids.
AUGGCAGUUGCACAAUCCUCCUCUUCCUCAUCAUUUUCCUUCUUUUCUGAUUUUGGGCUGCUCUUGUACUUGAAGGAGUUAAACAAUAAUGAGUUAUAUAAAUUCAAGUUACUUCUAAAGGACACGGUGGAACCAGGGUGCUGCCCAAUACCCUGGGUUACACUGAAGAAGGCCAAACGAGAGAAACUGGCUAACUUGAUGAACGAAUACUAUCCGGGACAGCAGGCCUGGAAUGUGACUCUCAAAAUCUUUGGCAAGAUGAACCUGAAGGAUCUGAGUGCAAAAGCCAGAGCAGAGAUCAACUGUGAGUGGCCAAGGGAUAGAACUGGGAGCAGGGAAGGCAAUAUCCUGGAAGCCAUUGGGAUGAUUCUACAGGAGGGAUCUGAAUUAAACUUGUCUUUGGGACACAAGCUCCACAGUGGUCUUCUACAGGGGGCAGCCCGGGCUGUAAAACCAGAGGAGAUUGAACCCAUGGAGGUAGAAGCUCAAGAGCUAGGGCCGGGCGAGAGAACAGGAUACAGACUUCAAGUGAAGGAAAAUCUUACCAUUUUUUUGGAGAACUUUGUGCAGGGAGAUCCUGCAGAUAUCCGUCUUGAACUUUGUCCUCAGGAGCGACAAAUGUUCGAACACCUAUUUGAUGUGAAUGUCAAAACUGGUAAAGAACCACGGACUGUAUUGGUUCAGGGACCUGCUGGAGUAGGGAAGUCAACAUUAAUGAGAAAGGCAGUGAUAGACUGGGCAAAGGGCAAUCUCUAUCAGGAGAAAUUUACUUACAUUUUCUAUCUCAAUGGGAGAGAAAUUAGCCAGAUGAAAGAGUGCAGCUUUGCUCAACUGAUAUCAAGGGACUGGCCCCGAACAGAAGUUGCUAUUGAAACAGUUCUGUCCCAGCCUAGUAGUCUCCUUUUUAUUGUUGAUAGUUUGGGAGACUUGAACUUUGCCUUCGAGGAGCCUGAGUUUGCGCUGUGUAACGACUGGACACUGGAACACCCCGUGUCCUUCCUCAUGAGUAGUUUGCUAAGGAAGGUGAUGCUUCCUGAAUCUACCUUAUUGGUGCUAGCAAGACUCCCAAUUUCUGAAAGACUGACACCCUUGCUGAAGAGCGACCGUUAUGCCAAGCUCCUAGGAAUGAUUGAAGAUGAGAAGAUCAGGUACGUUCACCGCUGUUUUGGAGACCGUAAGUUGUCCACAAGAGCGCUCAACCUGCUCACAAAAAAUGAGAUGCUCUUUAACAUGUGCCGUGUCCCUAUUGUAUGCCGGAUGGUUUGUGCAUGUCUGAAACAGCAAAUGGAGAAAGGUGAGAACUUUGUAGCAAGUUGCCAAACCACCACCGCUCUCUUUACCUACUAUAUUUCUGACUUAUUUGCACAGGUAGAGGGAGGUUCCUCUUCUCUACCUAAUGAAAUCCAGCUGAGGAGACUGUGCCAGUUGUCUGUAGAAGGAGUGUGGACCAUGAAACAUGUGCUUUACAAAGACCAGCUCAGAAAGCAUGAGCUCACCAAACUCGAUAUCUCCAAGUUUCUGGACACAAAACUUCUCCAGAAAGAUCCUGAGUUAGAAAACUGCUAUGUAUUCACCCACCUGCACAUUCAAGAGUUUCUUGCCGCUAUCUUUUACUUGUUGAAAGAAAACUGGGAAAGCAGUGACUAUCCUGUCAAGUCUUAUGAAGACAUGAAGCUGUUACUGGGAAGUGUAAGUUACCAAUACUCCCAUUUGACUCAUUUGAAGUGGUUUCUCUUUGGCCUUUUGAAUGAGGCUAGAGUAAAUCAGUUGGAACAAAUUCUUCACUUUAAACUAUCCCUGGCAAUAAAGCAGCAUUUACUUCAGUGCAUAGAAAUGCUAGCCAACAGCGACUCUUUGCGCUCACCACUGGAAUUUAUGGACUUGUUACACUGUCUCUAUGAGACGCAAGAUGAAAAAUUCAUAACCCAGGUAAUGCAGCAUUUCCCAAACAUUGAACUUCAUAUUUGUGAACUAACCCAUCUGCCUGUGUCUUCAUUCUGCCUCAAGUAUUGCAUGCCUUUGAGGACCCUGAAACUGUCUGUGACUACUAUAUUUGAAAAGAUUUUCAGCGCAAAGCCAGAAAAUGAAGCUUGGCAGAGAAAUCGUUCUCAAAUACUUCAAAGCUGGCAUCUCUUCUGUUCUGUACUUCAUGUAAGUGGCCAACUGAGAGAAAUGGAGCUGUUCUACAGCACCCUUCAUGAAAUACCAAUGAAGACAUUCUACCAAGAACUUGGCCACCCAACAUGUAAACUACAAAAACUACUGUUGAGAUUUGUGUCUCUGCCAGUGGAGUGUAUGAAUAUCUUUAGCUUUUUGCAUCACAGCAAGACCCUGAUACAUCUUGAUCUGAAAGAGUCAAGCAUUGGAGAUAUUGGAGUUAUGUUGUUGUGUGAAGCCUUGGGAAAUCCACAGUGUAUUCUGCAGACUCUGAGACUGGAAUCCUGCAACUUAACUGCAGUUUGUUGUCCGAGUCUUGCUAAGGCUCUCACCAGAAGACUGAGCCUGAUAUUUCUGAAUCUAUCGACCAAUGAUCUGUUGGAUGUUGGAGUGAAGCUGUUAUGCAAGGCCUUAGGAAAUCCAAACUGUUACAUAGAGAAACUGUCCCUACAAAGCUGUGGCUUUACGGAAGCUAGUUGUGAGGAUCUUUCUAUUGCUCUCAUUGGCAAUGAGAGGCUGACACAUUUAUGCUUGGCAGAUAAUGUCUUGGGAGACAAUGGAAUGAAUCAUAUAAGUGUUGCCCUGAUGAAACGACAGUAUACUCUUCAUAGCCUUGUGUUGAGGAACUGCCACCUCACUUCACUUAGCAGUGGAUGUCUCGCAACCUCGCUUCUACAGAACAAGGGUCUGACACAUUUAGAUCUGGGAUUAAACAGGCUUGAAGAUGAGGGCGUGAUACCUUUUUUGCAUCUCAUUGGACAGCCAAGCUGUAAUCUCCAGGAUUUGGAAUUGAUGGGCUGUGCUGUCACUAGGGCAUGCUGUCUGGACUUGGCGACUGCUAUUUUAGACAGCCCUAACCUGCGAAGCCUAGAUCUUGGGAGAAACAACUUGAAGAAUCAAGGAAUGGAAGCCCUGUGUGAUGCUUUGAGAUGUGCAAACUGUACCAUUGAGAGUCUUGGGUUGGAACAAUGUGGUUUGACAUCUGCCUGUUGUGAAGCGUUAUCCUCAUCUCUUCUCAACAACCAAAGACUGAUAAAAAUGGACCUGUCACAGAAUAAUCUAGGGCGUGAAGGAAUUAGUAUACUAUGUGAAGUCUUGGGGUCUCCAGAUUGUAAACUACAAGUUCUAGGGUUAUCCAUGAUCUUAUUUGACAAGCAAACCCAGAAGCUGCUGGAGUCUACGGAAAGAAACAGCCCACACCUAGUCAUUCAGUCACACACUAAUGACCACCACGAAGAAGAGUCCUGGUGGCAGUGUUUCUGA